This is a messenger RNA of Penicillium vulpinum, 4485 nucleotides long. RefSeq lists its product as uncharacterized. Gene Ontology annotation, biological process: regulation of transcription by RNA polymerase II. The coding region runs from base 1 to 4485 and encodes 1494 amino acids. The transcript is spliced from 3 exons. Gene Ontology annotation, molecular function: transcription coregulator activity. Lineage: Eukaryota; Fungi; Ascomycota; Eurotiomycetes; Eurotiales; Aspergillaceae. The record is from RefSeq and is a predicted model, not a curated record. Gene Ontology annotation, cellular component: mediator complex.
AUGAAUCCCGGAGAGUUCCCCAACCCGGGCGCGGGGCCUGGCCGGCCAGCCCCGAACACUGCGAUGAGGAUGAAUGCAAACAUGCAGGUCCCAAAGAAUGACAGUGUGCAAGCUAUGAUGACCUAUGUUGCGCAAAUGUUGCAAAACCAGGGACCGUAUGGAGGUUGGAAGGCAGAGGUUCCAAUCAAGACUCGGGCGACAAAUGUGUAUCAAAUGAUCACCUCUCUCCGUUUGAUCCAGCCUCGCAUCGAUCUCCACCAAGCAGCCCAGGCGGCCAUGGCUUUCGAAUUAAAAGCAUUCACCAAAGCUAACGAGAAGAUCGAAUACGAGAAAGAAUGCAACGAGAAGCUUCUUCACAUUAGAAACACCCGAGAGAGACAGGCCGCGGUCGCUUACCAAAGUGGAAUGAUGCCCCAGACGGGUGCUGGUCAAAAUCAGAUCCCAGGCGCCUUUCCACAACAUCUCAACCAGGGCAUGCAAGCGUCCCCGGUUUCUGGCCAACAGCAGAUGGCAAUGGGAAUGAAUGGGCAGAACCAGCAGGCAGCAAUGCAGCAGCAACAACGACAGCAACAGCAGUCACAGGCGAUGAUCCAGCAGCAGCAGCAGCAGCAGCAGCAGCAACAACAACAGCAGCAGCAGCAGCAGCAGCAGCAGCAGCAGCAACAGCGGGCUCAACAACGUCCUGGUAAUGGCAUUCCAAUGGUGGACGACCUCAGCACGCUUUCAGCCCAAGAUCUUGACCACGUCUCUCGACUGGCAAACGAGAUGUUGAACAAAACUAGCCCGGAAGAUAUGGAGAAGAUCAAAUCGAAUCUAUCAAACAUGACACCCGAGCAGCGGCAAUACCUGGCACGGAAAAAUCUUGAGCCAAUGACCUAUUUUUUCCGCUCGCAGGCCCUCAACCAAAUCAGACGCCAUCGUCGCGCUCGUCUGGAAAUGGGGGCACGUGCGCCAAAUGCUGGGGUGGAUGCGAAUGGUAAUAUGAUGGGCGACCCCAUGAUGAAUUCUCAGCACCAGCGACAGAUGCUUCAAAACAUGCUAAACCUUCAACGUAAUUCUGCAUUUCCUGGAAAUCCUGGCCAGACGAUGGAACCCCCGAACUUCAUUGGCAACGUGGAAAACAUCCAGGGACAGCAGGCAGAUGGCCUGCGCUCACAGGAGGCUGGUCAGCUAGUCGUUCCUGCGAGCUCUUCGCAAAUGAACCAGGCCCCAUUUCCGAAUAAUAACAACAAUAUGUUCCCACAACAGAUGGGCCAGAAUAGCCAGGUGAAUAUGAACGCCAAUAACCCAAACGCCCAGGCCCAGUUUCUUGCCCAGCAGCAUCUGCAGGGUGGUUCCAAUACUCCCCAGGAUCGAAUGCAGUUCCAGGCACAACAGUCUCAGGCCCAGGCUCAGGCUCAGGCGCGUGCACAAGCAGCCCAGAAGGCUCAGAUGGCGAUGUCGGGCCAUGCUAGCCAAUUGACACCCCAAUCGCAGCCGCAACUAAACGGACAGAGCCCCGUUAUGCCAAUGCUGAACCAACCCAUGGCUCCGGGCCAGAUGUCUCCGGUCCAGGUGCCCGCUCAAGCUCGACCACCGUCCCGACCUGCGAACAUGGGCCAGCAUCCAGCUGGUGUUGCAGGACAGGCUGCGAUGCAAGGCCCACCCCAAAUUCCUUCCAACAUCCCACCCCACAUCCAGGAACAACUUGCUCGCAUGCCCCCUGAACAGGCCAGGGCUUUUAUCAUGCAGCAACGCCGUGCUGCUCUCAACAACAUGGCCCGAGCCAACCCCGGCCAACAGCCGCAACCUCAACCAGGCCAAGCCCAACCGAUGAUGAAUAAUCAGAUGGGCAAUGCCAUGAUGAGAGCCUCGAUGGGUGGCCCGCAGGAUUUGAACUCGGGGGGAAUACCCCAAGGCCAGCAAAUGACUCAACAGCAACGUCAACAACGCCAGAAUGAGGCCUAUAAGCUCCAACUGCUACGGCAGCAAAACAACGGCGUGGAGAUGACUCCUGAGCAGGGCAAGCAAAUGGACCGCGUGUCUUUCCCACCCUCUAUUCUGAACAUGAAUGGCACCUCGAUGCAAGUUCCUAACAACGUAAAAUCAUGGGGCCAACUCAAACAGUGGGCAAUUUCGAACCCUCAAGUUGCAAGUCCCAACGACCUCCCGCGCCUUAUGAUGCUCCAAAAGCUUCAUCUUGGUCAACUACUCUCAGCCUCCACGAAUCAAGUCAGAGACCAGAAUGGCCAGGGUUCAGCGGCAACCCCAUUCCAAAGCACCCAGGCUCCGUUUGCGAACGCCCAAGGUUUCCCUCCUGGUCAACAACCCACUGCUAUCAACAUGGCAGCUAUGCGGCAAAUCUCCGCUCAAGACAUCCAGAUGGCUCGCCAAAAGUUUGGACACCAGGCGGCAAACUUCACCGAUGAGCAGAUUCAAAAGAUUCUGUACCAAAACCGCCAAAAGCAGAUGAUGCAGGCUGCACAGAACCGAGCAAUGCAACUUGAAGGAAGCACGCAGCCUGGGCAGCUAAGUCAACCGCCGGCGCAACCUCCUAUUCCUGCAGCACAGCCUAUUCCACAAAUCAAGCCACAGCAUCCCCAACCCCCGCAAUCGACUCCCCAGGCGGCGAAUGCAAAGACCCAGACUGCGGCCGCAGCUAAAGCUUCCAAGGGUGCUACCGGGAAGCAGCCCUCAAAGAAGAGACCUAGUGCAGAUGAUUCCACAGAAGCCCGAGUCACAACUACACCCCAGAUGAGCCAGCCUGUGGCUGUCCCAGGCGCCGCAGGGACAACCCCCCAGCGUCCAGGUCUCCCGUUCACGCAGGAACAGCUUGCACAAAUGCCUCCUCAUCAGCGAGCUCAGUUUGAGGCUCACAUGCGGAGGCAACAGUCUCAAAGUCGGGGUCAGGUACUCAGCAGGGCUGCUGCGGAGGAGGCAUGGAACAGGAACCUACCACCGCAGGUCAUGGAGGUUUAUAAUGACAUCGCCAAGAACGCUCCACCUGCAAAGCCCAUGCCUGUCUCGCCAGAACAGAAGGCCGCCAUGACUAAACAACUACGUGAUGCCUUGGAUGUUCUUGGCCGAUUGGAUGCCCUUGUACAGUGGUUUGCAAAGAUGCAAGGCCAGGAGAAGAAUGUGAAGAAUCUUCUCGCCAUGCGUAUCCAAUUGAUGAGGCAGUUCAAGCCCUCGCCGGACUGGGUUGUGAAUGAUCAUUUCACGGUUUCUUCAGAUUACCUCACUGGUGCAAUCCUUUUUAUGCGGAAGUUGUUCACAGUGAUGAUUUCUCGCAUGCAACAACAAGGUCAACGUCCUAGCGUCUCCCAACCCCCUGGCUCCAACGCCCAGGCAUUGCAAGGUAACAUGCCAGCACUGAACGCGACCAACUUGCAGCAUUUGCAGGCACAGGAAGAGGCCCUCCAACGGGCCCGACGCGCCUCUAGCCAGUCAGUGGCAAAUGUCCCAACUGCACCUUUCGCGGCUCCAUCUCCCAGGGGCGUCCCCCAAUACGCCCCAGGCGGACUUGCCCCUGAGAAUCUCAAACUGCCUCCUCCUAAAAAGCGAAAGCAGUCUCAUGGCGUGGCAUCUUCUCCAAUUCAAGCAACUGCAACUCCUGGCGCAGCGGCAAAAUACAACAAAGCGGUGGCGGACGCCACGUCCAAUGCUGCAGCAAUGGCAGAUGCUUUCAAAUGCAGUGUAGUCGAGUGUCAGCACCACUACCAAGGAUUCCCUACGCAAGCCGUCUUGGACAAGCACGUUGAAGAAUGCCAUCAACCUGAGGAAGAAGAGGUGAUCGAGGAUCCUCUCAAAUAUUACCAUGAAAGUAUCUCGAUGGGUCUUGGACUGAACCCCAAUGAUAGCCUGGAAACCCAGCAGACAGCCACACCCGCACCCGUGCCACCUUCCAUCAAGCCUAAUGCAACAGCUUCUCCCACGAAACAAAGUAUUGCUACUCCUCUCAUUUCUAACAACACGCCUAUGGCUAGGGUCACUAGCCAAUUCGGAGCCAAGACUGCAUCUCCUGCUCCAUCAACUCAGCUGCCCACCCCGCAGUUGUCGUCUCUCAAGGGAACGAAGCCUGUUGAGAAGGAUGGAAAGAAGGAUGUCAUCAAACUGGAGGAAAGCGACACGAAGGACCCCUGGGCAGAUUGUCCCACUUCACUUGACACAAUCCAUGAUACCUUUUCAAAUCUCGCGAGCAAGGAUCUGCCUCACCUGGGCUAUGAUUCACUUGAGGACUUCGAUAUCAAUGAAGCUACCCCGGUGGAUGAUGACUGGGCUGCUUUUGCUAGUCUGACUCCUCCAGAUGAGGCCCAGGAGGCAGCUUUCUUAGAGAGGUUUUAUGAACCUUGGGACGAUGAGUCCAUUCAACUGGCUGCAGAGAGGAUGCGUAUCCCGCCUGAGAUCCAGGUCAAGGGCAUCGGACCCAUGGGCCAGCUUGAGGUUGACUGGGAUGCUGUUGCGCGCUACGAGAGGGAAGGCAUCAGAAUUCGCAUGCCUAAGUGA